GUAUUAAGUUAGAUGAUAUAAAGCAUUUAUUCCUCACUCGGCCGGUGCACUGGUGAUUCCACACUAAAACAAAUUUCGUAAUAAUGAUACUACGAUUCGAAUCGUUUGUUGUUUUGUGUGUGCUGGCUAUCUGCGGUUCGGGCCAUGCGAAAUUGGCACCGGACUUCAUCCAUCCGUGCAAUGAAACAUCCAGCGAAUGCCUAAUCAAAGCUACUCAGGACGCGAUACCAGAAUUUGUUAAGGGCAUCCCAAAUCUCGGAGUACCUUCUUUGGACCCUUUUGUCAUUGAAAAGCUCUCCAUACCCCUUACAGGACUGAAAGUGACAUUCUACCAAGGCAAAGUGACUGGGUUCAGAAAAUGCAUCGUUGAUAACGUAAUCUCUGAAUUGGAGAAACGACAUUUCGUUUUGGAGUUCCAUUGCAAUUUAACCAUAAAGGGACAAUACGAUGCUGUUGGAAAAAUUUUACUUUUCCCCAUAAACGGAGAGGGCGACGCUAAAGUUAAGCUCACAAAUCUUAGGAUGAAGGUGGACAUCAAUACAAAGUAUGUAAAGGACGACAAAGGAAAUAACCACUUCGCGUUAAAAAAUUAUAAAUACACUUUUGACUACGGUGAUAAAGUGUUCUUUGAUCUGAAGAAUUUGUUCAAAGAAAGCAAAGAAUUAAGUGAAACUGUAUUAAAUUUCCUCAACGAAAACUGGAAGACGGUAGCAGAGGAAUUCGGAAAGCCAAUAGUGGAUUACGCUGUCGAUUUAGCCAUAAGAACAAUUGAGAAGUUCUUCGUAGAAGUCCCGUAUGAGGAACUCAUAAAUGUACCCAUACCACAGGAUUAGUAUUUGUUAAUAGAUGUUUAUAUUGUAUAUUUAGUUGUAUGGAAUGACCAAAGCCGGCGGGAAUGGAAAUUUAUAUUAUUAUUGUAUCAAAUAAAUUGUAUAAAAUAACCAAA
This is a messenger RNA of Zerene cesonia (dogface butterfly), 946 nucleotides long. RefSeq names its product circadian clock-controlled protein daywake-like. The coding region runs from base 84 to 833 and encodes 249 amino acids. The transcript has 5 exons. The record is from RefSeq and is a predicted model, not a curated record. NCBI's taxonomy places the organism in Eukaryota, Metazoa, Arthropoda, Insecta, Lepidoptera, Pieridae.